Centruroides sculpturatus (bark scorpion) is the source of this 5690-nucleotide messenger RNA. RefSeq names its product patronin-like (gene Patronin). The coding region runs from base 330 to 5387 and encodes 1685 amino acids. Lineage: Eukaryota; Metazoa; Arthropoda; Arachnida; Scorpiones; Buthidae. The record is from RefSeq and is a predicted model, not a curated record. The transcript has 17 exons. Gene Ontology annotation, biological process: neuron projection development; cytoplasmic microtubule organization; negative regulation of microtubule depolymerization. Gene Ontology annotation, cellular component: microtubule minus-end. Gene Ontology annotation, molecular function: spectrin binding; microtubule minus-end binding; calmodulin binding.
GGUAUUAAACCUAAAGGACCGGCGGUUUACGUGCGAGAACGACUCCACAAUAAAGAUUAAUUCGAUAGUUUUAAAUGCAAAGGGUACGAGAUGGAAUGAAUAGAUAUAUCUACGGGAAAUCAAUGGACGUCUGAGUCAAUCAAUAUUUAUUUAAUUCGAUAGUGGAUUGAAUUAUCUUUCGGCAGUUAGGCCUAAAGUGUUGCUGAUAGGCUUAACAUCAUCUCACUUUAGAUCGUUUGAGCGAAAAGGAUAUUCAUGAUCUGAUACUUAAGUGUUCGUAUUACAAUUCUUGCUUACCCUUCUACGCCCUACUGUUUUACAGGGUGAUUAUGGAUGAAAGAUCGUUCGAAGAUAGCGAGUUAGAUAUACCAGCUGUAUUACCAUUCAAAUCUUAUAACGAGAUCAAGGCUAAACAACGAGCUUCAAUAUUAUGGCUGGUUUCAAAGGCAUAUAAUCAUAGGAUUCCAAGUGAUCUCAGGGAACCUUGCUAUAGGGAUCAUGAGGGUGAAGAAAGAUUGAAACCACAAAUUAUUCAUUCCUUAGCUAAUGCUGAACUUUAUUGUUUAGCACUUGCUAAUAUUUAUGCUGAUCCCAACUAUCAUAAUCUCAACCACAUCGGUAUAAUUCAGUUAUUAAUGAGAAAGGGUGUAGAUGUUCUUGAACCACCAGAUGCAUCUCUCACUGAAACUGUUCUUGUACAGACUGCACCUAUUAAAAUGAGUGCACAUAUGGCAGUUAUUGAAAGUAUAAUGGCAUUGUAUAUAAAAGAAGUUUUAAUACCCGAGAAAGUAAUGGAAGUAAUUAGUAGGUUUUCGGUUAUAAGGUUACCUAUUGAUAAACCUAUUGAUGCAAAACAUGCAGCCUUACUUUGGAUUAAUAAAUCCUGUGUAAAGAUGAGACAUAGAAUUGAAGAAGAAUUAGGUUCUUAUCGGAGUCCUGGUGAAACAGAAGUUAAUCUGGAAGAUUACAGGCUAUGCUGUACAGCCAUCUGUCGUAAGCCUACACUACAUAACCACACAUUCCUUCAGACUGACCGACAUGUAGUGCCCUGUAUCCCGAUUGCCCAAGACUUGAAUGACCUAAGUGAUGGAUGCUGUCUAGCUGCUCUACUGUGUUUUUAUUGCCCUGGAUAUCUUAAUUGGCAAGAUGUUCGUCUCAGCGAUUCACCUAGUCUUGCAGAUUCAGUGUAUAAUCUUCAAUUAGUCCAGAGAUUUUGUCAAGAAUAUCUUCCUCAUGAUAUUCACUUUCUCACUCUGGAGGAUUUCAUCUAUUUACAUUCCUCAGUGCAUCAGAAUAUAUUAGCAUUAAUAGCUGAUUUAAUGUAUUUAUUUGAAAUUCGGCCAGCAAAAUGUGUUAACAGACCAGGUAUAAGAGAAGAAAUUGAACAGAGUCUUGUUUUAGAAGCUCCAAAGCGUUUAAGUCAAAAUGGACAGUCACCUCAGGUAAUUAGUAAACCUCGUUCAUUUCGUCACACAAAAAGUCCAAUUCCAGACUUGAGAUCGGGUGCCUUUGGUGGUUCUAAUUUUAGUCUUCCAGAUAUUAAUAGAUCCAGUCCCCAAUCAAAUGGAAACUGGCAACAGAGAGAGAAAAUGACAGGUUCAAAAUUAUCUAGUAACCAAAUCAGGCGAAUUAACUCAAUGUCUGAUUCCAGGAAGACUUUACAUGAACCUCAAGAUAUUCCAGCCACUGACAGAUUAGAAGAAGAUGAAGAAUUAGCAGGUUAUUUUAUAGAUGAACUUCCAUCAACACAUGAAUUUGGAGAUCAGAAAAUAAGUGAUCAUGGCACAGGAUAUGUUUCUCCAUCUACAUUGCAUUUAGAAUCAACCUGUGUUAUAGACAGUGAUCAGAUUCGAGAACCAUUACUGCCUACUCAUAUAAAAAAGUUAAAGGAAAAAAAUAAUCAUGACACAAAAAGACAGGAAAGAGGAGAAGAUUAUAUUCGACCAUCUGAAGUUGAUUUUAGAACAGAUGAUAGGAAUACUGAUAUUAAGCAUCAAGAUUCAGAAUUAAAUAAUCAAGGUGAAAUUGAUGAGCAUGAAGAUGAGAAUUUAUAUGAAGAAAUAAUUCAACGAAGUGAAGAUGAUGAUGGUGAUGAUGUACAGGUAAAAGCAGGAUUGCAGGAUUAUUAUAGUCAGUUAGGUACUGAAUAUCCUAAAGAAAAUGAUAUUUAUGAAGUCAUACCACAUCAGAAAAGUUGGCAUGAUAAGAGAGUUAUUACAGAUAUCAAUGAUAGUGUUUAUGAUAAAGAAAAAGCAGUGUUGGAGAUUGCAGAUCCAUAUGAUAAUCUUUAUGAAGAAGUAAAACAUUUAAAAGGUUUAACUACUAGUUUUGCUGAUUUGUGUAAAUUAAAGAAAAGUCCAAGUAAUGCUAUUAAUAUAGUUUAUAUGCAAACAAACAAUAUGAAUAGUAAUAAUAAGCCACCUGCAAAAUCAAAUCCAUUAGGCUCAGACUCUACAGAAAAAAAUCAAGAUGAACAAGAUUCUUCUAAUAAAUCAAAUUCUUAUUCCAGAAGUAAUGUAGCUGAGAGUGAUGCAUCAAUACAGUCUCAAAUGUACAAUAUAAGAUUAAAAUUAGAAGAAAGAAGAAAAAAGAUUGAGAAAGAAAAGAAACGCAUUGAAAAUAUUUGGAGACAUCAGCGUCAGAGGCUAGGCAAAGCUGCAUUCCUACAGGCAGUAACAAAAGGUACAGUAUCAGAAGCUAGUACACCUGAUAGUAAUGCAGAAAAAGAAUUACCAGUGGCAGAAACUGAAGUCGAUUUAGCUGCAGUGCCAGUAGUGCAAGAAUCAAUUCAAGAUAUUGCUGAAGAUUUAAAUUUAGUAAAAAAACAGUGGCUUUUACAAAAUGGAUCAAGUGAUAAAUUACAAAAAGAAAAUAUUUCUAAAAGUGGACAAUUGGAUAUGAAUGUAGAAGAAUUCCAAACUUCCAUAGAGCAAUUAAAUAAUAGCCUAACAGAUCUGCAGACUGAUAUUGCGAAUCUUUCUAGUCAACAGGACAUGAUUCAAAAAAUGAUGAAUACUUAUCCAUCACAAUCUCAACAAGAAGAAAAAUUUUUCCUUCAUAAUCAGCAAGGAAGGACUCAGGAUGAAUCUUUACCUGUAAAUCAGAGUCCAUGGAGAAACCAGCAAUAUACUCAUUUAUCAGAUACCCCUACUUCUCCACGUAGAGGACAGUGGGGUCAUGCAGUUACACAUAUUCCCGAACAACCUCCUCAAAGACAACAAUGGCAAACAGCACCACCUGUAAUGCGACCUUCCUCUGUUGAACCACAAAUGAUGACAGGUCAUUCAAUUCCUAUGCAAACUCAACAAUAUGAUCAAAGACCACCAUCUGCUGCUCCUUUUAUAGAAAAUAGUCACCAAGGAUUUACUUUACAUCCUUCAAGAUCAGAUAUGUAUUCAACAUAUGAUUACAGGUUAUCUCAAACCCAACCACAGUCACAACCACCUUCUCAACCUCAUUCAAUGUAUCACAAUGGACCAAUGGAAAAUGUUUCUUUAAAUCAAUAUGGAUACAGUCAAUAUGCUAAUAUGCCCAGUCAUAGUUAUAGCAGUUUACAAAAUAUACCUCAGGAUCAAUAUAAAAGUAUGAUGUAUACAACACCCUCAAUUCCACAGCCAGUUCACAACUAUCCUCAGAAUUCUUCACAUCCUUUCCACCUUCAGCAAGAACCAACACAUCCAAUGUCUAUGCCACCUACUUCUCAAUAUCAGUCUUAUCCUACAUUUACAAGAAGUCAAGGAGAAAUGAUUAAGCAACAGUUUGAAAAAGCUUUAGGAAAUAAUUCAUUUGCACAAGAUGAUGAUAAUAAUGCUGCUCCAAAUGUAACUGAUGAAUUUGGCAGACCUGUUGGAUCUGCAAAAUUAUCAUCAUCACCUCCUAAUAAACCUGUUUUAGGUAAAACCUUUCGUAUAUCAAAACCAAAAAUUACUUCUCCUCCUCCAAAUAGGGGAGAGUCGCCUCCUCCUCCUCCUCCUCCUAAUGAAGCAGAUCAAAAUAGUCAACCAUCUACUCAGGCAUCAAAUGAUACGGGAGAAAAUGAUAAAGGUUUUUAUAUAUCCUUUGAUGACAAUCAGCCUCGUAAACCAAAACCAAAACUUCGGCCACGUCAAGUGAAAGCAAGACAACAACAGAGGAGGGCAGAAAUAGAAGCAGCAAAUGGUCAUAAAGAAACUACAUAUAAUGAUUCACCUCAGGGUUCAUCUGGUACAGGUGAUACUACGUCACCUUCAACUGAAUCAGUUAAAACAUCUCCAGGACAACAAAAUGCUGAAGCUAACAAUCAACCUGGUGUAGGGUUUGUUAUAGGAGCUGAUUUUGUCAGUCCUAAUCCAGAUGCUGAACUUGAAAUGGCAAGAAGAAAAGAGAUGAUUAUGAUGAUGUCAUUACGACGAAGAGCUGAACAAGAAUCAAAGCGAAUCAAAAAAGAACAAGAAUAUGCCUGGCAAAGAGAACAAGAAAGAAUGAAGAAAGAAAUACAAGAAAGGAAGAAGGAGGAAGAAAAAUUAAGAAGACAAAUGAUUUUAGAACAAUAUCGUCAUAGAAAGGCUCAAGAAGCAGAAGAAAAAGAAGGUGGAGGUUCAGCUUCAAAAGAAUAUAAUGUUUCUAAUAGUAGGACAGGCACUCUCACAAGGCCAAAAACAAGAUCAGCAUCAGCAACCAGACCAAGACCAAAAUCAAUCCAUGUGGGUAGUGGUAGUCAUGAUUCACUUGCAUCCAACUUAGGAACAGGAAAUAAUUAUCAUGACGAUACAGCUUCAGUUCACAGUUUGGAUAUCCCUUCCCCACGUAAAUCGGCCGGUGGCACUUCUCGUAAUCUUCUGUCACCUACACAGUCGGGUGGUCACUUUCCGGGCCACCCACCUCUACCUUUGAACUUACUCAGUGCACGAUAUAAAGGUUCUGGACCUCCAAGUGACGGUGCAUCAGAUACCAACUCAACUACAUCAUCUGUUACAGCAGCAGAAUAUACAGGUCCAAAACUAUUUGUCAAACCAACAACUAAAUCAAAUAGGGGAAUUAUAGUAAAUGCAAUAAAUACUGUAUUAGCUGGUGCUGUUAAUAAUGAAACGAAAAAGAGAGUAUUAGAGCAAAGUUUUGAAAAUGUUUCUAGCAAACAUUUCCUGAUACUGUUCAGAGAUGCCGGCUGCCAGUAUAGGGCCAUUUAUUCUUAUAAUCCAGAUACAGAAGAAGUUUUCAAAUUAAACGGAAUUGGACCCAAAUUAGUUACGGAUCAGAUGAUGGAUAGAUUUUUUAAAUACAAUUCCGGCGGGAAGUGUUUUACGGAAGUUCACACCAAACACUUAACGGUCACCAUCGAUGCCUUUACUAUCCAUAAUAGUUUAUGGGCAGGGAAAAAAGUGGUUCCUCCCAAGAAAGACUUUUUUUGAAUCAUUGUGAUGGAUUACUCAGUAAAGUGCCAAGAUCAAGAAUGUGUGAUAAUCUGUGGGCAAAAUGUUCUUCCAUGUUAAUCCUUCCGACACCGUCAGUGUGACAUGGAGGAAAUUAUGUACAUAGUUCUGUAUGUAGUAUAUAUAUACAUUGUCCCCGUUUUCCUAACAUUCCACCUACAGAUGUCGGCUGCAGCUUUGGAUGUGCUGGCAUAUACAAUUUCCAAUCUGCAAGCUUAUCAACAAAACAUUGGAACUUUGUUAAAAGUCUAAUAUAAUGUGGCUCAGGGGAGCUUAACCCAA